This is a messenger RNA of Daucus carota subsp. sativus, 1907 nucleotides long. RefSeq lists its product as uncharacterized. The transcript is spliced from 20 exons. Gene Ontology annotation, cellular component: nucleus. Gene Ontology annotation, biological process: dGTP catabolic process. The record is from RefSeq and is a predicted model, not a curated record. Gene Ontology annotation, molecular function: dGTPase activity. The coding region runs from base 51 to 1487 and encodes 478 amino acids. Lineage: Eukaryota; Viridiplantae; Streptophyta; Magnoliopsida; Apiales; Apiaceae.
AACUUUAUAUAAACUUACUCAUCUCUCUCUCUCUCUCUCUCUCACUCUCAAUGGAAAGUAUAUACAACACAGAGUUUCCUAGCUACAUGUACGCCUCAUCCAUGGUCAACCGAAGAGUAUCCAAGCAAGUUCAUGACAACGUUCACGGAAACAUUUAUCUAGAUCCUCCUGCUUUGAAGUUCAUCGACACUGAACAGUUUCAAAGACUUCGUGACCUGAAGCAACUAGGAUCAAUGUUUGUUCGAUCCAGCCUAACAUACCUGGUUUAUCCAGGGGCAGUGCACACUAGAUUUGAGCAUUCAAUAGGGGUGUAUUGGCUGGCUGGUGAAACCAUCAACAGGAUCAAUAUUGACCAAGGCUUUGAACUUGAAAUUGACCAUUUUGAUAUACAGACUGUAAAACUUGCUGGGCUGCUACAUGAUGUGGGCCACGGACCCUUCAGCCACCUAUUUGAGAAAGAUUUUCUCCCCCAGGUCCUUCACAGCAACAAAUGGUCUCAUGAGGAAAUGUCUUUAAAGAUGAUUGACUAUAUUGUGGAUGAGCACAACAUCGAAAUUGAAUCUGAUGUAGUGAGGAGAGUGAAGGAGAUGAUUGUUGCAAGUUCUGAGGAUAAAUCAUCUAAAAGUUUGACAGAGAAAAGAUUCUUAUAUGACAUUGUUGCUAAUGGUCGAAAUGGAAUAGACGUUGACAAGUAUAAAUUCGAUUACAUUGUUCGAGACUCCCGAGCUUGUGGCUUGACCUGCAGUUUCCGAUUUGACAGACCCUUGGACACUAUGAGGGUCAUAGGUGAUGAGAUAUGUUAUCGCGCCAAGGAAUAUCUUACAAUACACAAGCUAUUCUCCUCCCGAGCUGACUUGCACAGAACAGUCUAUUCGCAUGCGAAAGUGAAGGCAAUAGACUUCAUGUUAGUUGAUGCCCUUGUGAAAGCAAAUAAUCACCUUGACAUCAAGUCCUGUAUUGAUGACCCAGCUGAAUACUGGAAGUUAGAUGAUUCAAUUGUGAAAUUCAUUGAGACUUCAAAAAGUGAAGAGCUCAAGGAGUCCAGAGAUCUAAUAAGGCGUAUCCGAAGAAGAGAUCUAUACCUGUUCUGCAAUGAAUUUACUGUCCCAAAGGAUCAACUGGAAUACUUUAAAGAUAUUACCCCGCAAGAUAUUAUCUGUUCACAGAAAUCUGGCGUUGUUUCACUAAAGGAAGAAGAUAUUGUGGUGAGCAAUAUAAAAAUUGACAUGACACGUGGGAGGAAAAAUCCUCUAGAAAGUAUCAAUUUUUUCAAGGACUAUGAGAGUGACGAAAAAUUCCCUAUACCAGAUGAAAAGAUCAGUCUUCUGCUGCCGGAGUGUUAUCAAGAUAAGAUAGUUAGGGUGUACUCCAAGAAGCCGGAACUGGUUGAAGUGGUUUCUGAUGCUUUUGAGAACUUUCAAGUGAAGAACUACGGAAUGAAAACUCAAGUACACGGCACUCCUCAAAAGAAGAGGCAGAGGAAGUAACUGAGCUGUGCACGCACGCAUACAUAAUUAGUUCCGUAAAUGGAUUUCUGAAUCUGUUUGGUUUCAUGAAUCGGUUUGGCAUGCACGAAUACAUGAUAAGCUUCGGAAAUAGCGAUCGCACAAAUAUAUAGCAUUAUAGCUUCUGCCGGUCAGUGAUCCUAGUAAAGCAUAAAGCAACAGGGCAAGAAGGAUCAAUAUCUGCUUACAGUAAAACUCUUUGAUAUGCUGUUGAUAUGUAUUGGGGUUUAGAAGAAAAUUUUAAUAUAUUAUGUCACAUUACAAAAGGAACCACUGCCUUAAGGAAAUACACCAUUAACUAGACUUGAAAUUAUUUUCUUGCAGACUGGUUUCGAAAUUUUUUCGUAAACCAGAAAAGUAUCUAGUGAAAUAUAUUUCAGAACAUAUUUGCUUAUUCUUUGA